CAGCAUUGUUGUUCAGACACCUCCGAGUGUGUGUUUGUUUGUUGCUCCGUCUGCAAGCAUGGCCACAGACUUUUCCAAGAAUGCAGAGGAGAGGCCGGAGCCUCAAAAGGCAGAAAUAGUUGGGAACAUUCCCAGUUGGUUACAGGGCACACUGCUGCGAAAUGGCCCCGGCCUCUUCUCUGUGGGGGAAACCAGUUACCAGCACUGGUUUGAUGGGAUGGCAAUCAUCCACAGCUUUGCCUUCAAAGACGGUGAAGUGACCCACAGAAGCAGAUUCCUCCAGAGUGACACCUAUAAAGCGAACAUGGCUGCAAACAGGAUAGUUGUGUCGGAAAUGGGGACAAUGGCUUACCCAGACCCGAGCAAGAACUUCAUUUUCAAAGCGAUCACCUUUCUCAACCACACAGUGCCUGACUUCACUGACAACGGCGCGAGCAAUAUCAUCAAAUAUGGAAACGACUACUUUGCCACCUCUGAAACCAACUACAUUCGCAAGAUUGAUCCUGUAACGCUGGAGACUCUGGACAAGGUUGACUACUUGAAGUUCCUGCCUGUGAACUUGGCCACAUCCCAUCCACACUACGACAAGGAGGGCAAUGCCUACAACUUUGGAACGGCGAUAGCCGAGAGGGGAAAGACGAAAUACGCUCUGUUCAAAGUCCCUGCAGCUUCAGAGGAAGUGGGCGUAAGAAAGCCCGUUCUGAAGAGCGCGGAGGUGUUCUGCACAGUUCCCUGCCGCUCCCUGCUCACACCGAGCUACUACCACAGUUUUGGCAUGACGGACAACUACUUCAUCUUCAUCGAGCAGCCUUUCAAACUGGACAUCGCCCGGAUGGCCACUGCGUACAUGAGGAGAGUCAGCUGGGCCAGCUGUAUGAAGUUCUGCCCUGAGGAAAAUACUCUGAUCCACCUGAUAAACAGACAGACGCGCAAAGUCGUCGAGACAAAAUACUACACCGGACCAAUGGUCGUCUACCAUCACGUGAACGCUUUCGAAGAGGACGGUCACGUGAUCUUUGAUGUCAUCGCCUACAAUGACAACAGCCUUUACGACAUGUUCUACCUGAGCAAGCUGAAGGACAACGACGGCUUCCACGACGACAAGUAUUUCAAGCCAACCUACCGGAGAUUUGUGCUUCCCACCUACUCGGACAAGGAUGUUGCAAUUGGCGAGGACUUGGUGCAACUCAAGUACACCACAGCGAGCGCGGUGAAGGAGAAAGAUGGCAAACUCCUGUGCCAGGCAGAAGUUAUGUGUGAAGGUUUUGAACUACCCAGAAUUAAUUAUGACGUCAACGGCAAGAAAAUCCGCUUUGUCUAUGGGAACUGCGUGGCACAAUCUGCACUGGCAAACAAGAUUGGCAAGUUUGACACCGAAACCAAGAAAACUGUUUACUGGAAUGAAGACAACUGCUGGCCGUCAGAGCCGGUGUUCGUCCCCAGACCAAACGGAGAGUCAGAGGAUGAUGGUGUGGCUUUAGUAUCAGUCAUCAACUCCAACCCAGGCCAGUCGGAUUUCAUUCUGAUCCUCGACGGCCGAACAUUCAAGGAAGUAGCAAGAGCAAACGUCAACACCGAGCUCCACAAGGACGUGCACGGAUUCUUCAUUCCACAAGUAUAUUAAGUCACUUUGUAUAUACAGUAUGUGAUGAUGCCUGCAGAAAAGUGAUCCACUACAGUAUGACACACACACACACACACAGUUCUUUGAGUAUUGAAGAACACUGUGUUGUUUCGUGUAACGAGGAUCCACAAACUGCAGUUUAUCUCUGUAAAAUCACUUGGAUUGUAACUAAACAUUAUUUUUUAUAGCUGAUUUGUUGAAGCGUGUACAUAUAUGUGUUUUUAUGUAGUCAUGCCGUGACUGUUUGUGAGUUUGAAGUAAAUAAAUGUAACCAACCCCCGCAAGAUUUUA
Molecule: messenger RNA, 1915 nt
Organism: Solea solea (common sole)
Lineage: Eukaryota; Metazoa; Chordata; Actinopteri; Pleuronectiformes; Soleidae
Gene: bco1
Product: beta-carotene oxygenase 1
Exons: 11
Coding region: 59-1624 (521 amino acids)
Biological process (GO): retinal metabolic process; carotene catabolic process
Molecular function (GO): carotenoid dioxygenase activity; beta-carotene 15,15'-dioxygenase activity
Source: RefSeq, a predicted model, not a curated record